GUUAACUCUUGCUUUCUUUAAUCUUGAUUGAGAUGUUGUUUAAUGGAGGUGAUGUGUCUCUUGUGACCUUUGACUUCAUACCCACACCACCCACUCUUUUCUUGCACAGCCAGUCAACUGCUUUCUUUCCCAUCUCUCCUGUCCUCUCUAGCCAAAUGCUCCAUCAAAUUUGUCUCUGACCAUCUCCCAGUGCUCAAGAAAACGACCUCCAAUGCAUAAAUCUUGGAAAAAAAUGGAAUUUUGAUACGUAAUUGGCUAAUGAUAGAUGAAUUCGAUUGAUAUAGCUUGUUGAGAGUGUUGAGAACAGAGCAGAGUCAAACCCCAGCUCUUUCCAUUUCUUUGGAUCUUCUUCUUCUUCUGUUCCACUGUAAUGGAAAGAUAGUGUUCUGCUUCAUCGUCAUCUUCUCCUCUUCCUUCUUCUUCUUCUUCUUCUUCUUCUUCUUCUUCUUCUUCUUCUUCUUCUUCCUUCUCUGUUUCUUCUCUUGAUGCGCGUUGACUUCUUUUCGUGAGAAUCUAAACUAGUCUGAAUCAAGCAAGAAUCUACCGAGAAUCCUCAAUGGUGCUGCAAAAGAUGGAUUUUUAGCCAGAAAAGACCAUUAUUUAUCGAUUUAAUUUGUUCUCCUGCAUGAAAACGUUGACUUCGAUGGAAAGCAGGGGAGGCUUCUGGGCAUCGAUCUCCACGCACGCUUGCUGCUUUCUCCUGUUCUGCCUGCUCGGAGCUCGACUCGCUUGUUCUCAGAAUCAGAGCUGCCACUCCGGCGACUUGGAUGCGUUGCGGGGCUUCGCCGACGGCUUGAAGUCUUCUCCCCCUGGGUGGAACGUCAACGACUCUUCCUCAAGUUGCUGCGAUUGGCUCGGCGUCGUCUGCGGCCCUCCGGCGAUCACUGGCAGAAGAGUGGUCGGAUUGGUUCUUCGCAACAGAAGCCUGAGAGGCUUCAUCUCCGACGCCUUGGCCGGACUGGAUCGGCUCAAAAGGCUCGAUCUCUCCAUCAACAACCUUCAGGGGCCGGUUCCUCACCGGCUGUUCCGCCUUCCUCUGCUGGAGAAUCUCAGCCUCAGCACCAACGAGCUCGCCGGCGUGAUUCCUCCCGACGCGAGCCUUCCGGCGAUCCAAGUGUUCAACGUUUCCUGCAACUACUUCACCGGCCACCACCCCAUCCUCGCCGGCUCGGCCAACCUCACCUUGUCCGACCUCACCGCCAACAAGUUCCACGGCGCCUUCGACGCAGGCAUCUGCAACUCUUCAACCAAGAUCCAGGUUCUCCGACUCGCCAUGAACAGCUUCUCCGGCGCUAUCCCGAGAGGCAUCAAGAACUGCAGCUCCCUCGUCGAGCUCUCGCUCGGCGAGAACAGCAUCGCCGGAAACCUGCCCGACGAGCUGUUCGAGAUGCCGUCGUUGACGCAGCUAUCCGUUCAGCAAAACUUGCUCUCCGGCAAUCUCAGUACAAGUAUCGGCAACCUCUCCAAUCUGGUCCUCCUCGAUCUUUCGCUCAAUCAGUUCUCGGGUUACAUCCCGGACGUCUUCGGCAAUCUUCCGAAGCUCGAGUCGUUCUCGGCUCAUUCCAACCAUUUCGUCGGUGAUCUACCAACCUCUCUAUCGAACUCGCCAUCUCUCAAGGUGCUUAAUCUGAACAACAACUCCCUCAGCGGCGAGAUCGAUCUCAAUUGCACGGCAAUGACCAGUUUAAGCUUCCUUGAUCUCGGCUCCAAUGCUUUCUCUGGCACCAUCACUGACAACCUCCCUCAGUGCGUGCAGCUGAGGACCGUGAAUCUCGCCAAGAAUGAUCUCGCAGGCGAGAUUCCCCGCAGCUUCAAGAACUUCGUCCCGUUGUCCGAUCUCUCACUCACCGGGAAUCGCCUCUCGGACAUAUCCUCAGCCUUGCAGAUCCUUCAGCACUGCCCCAACCUCACCAUCCUAGUCCUCACGAAGAAUUUCCGUGGGGGCGAGACGAUGCCGGCCGAUGGAAUCCAAGGCUUUCAGAAGCUGGAGGUCCUCGUCGUCGCAAACUGCGCUCUUUCAGGCGCAGUUCCGCCAUGGCUGGCAAACUCCCCCGAGCUGGAAGUUCUGGACCUAUCAUGGAACUACUUGUCCGGCGCGAUCCCACCGUGGUUCGGGAACCUCGACAACCUCUUCUACUUGGACCUGUCGAAUAAUUCGCUCACUGGUGAGCUUCCCAGUGGCUUGACACGGAUGAAGAGCCUCAAGCACGGGGGCAGUUCGCAGAACUCCUCGGAGAACUUUCCCUUCUUCAUCAAGAAGAACUCAACCGGGAAGGGGUUGCAGUAUAACCAAAUCAGCAGCUUUCCUUCAUCUUUGGUUCUGAGCCAUAACAUGCUCGUCGGGCCAAUCUUGCCUGGAUUCGGGGAACUGUCACAUCUCUAUGUUCUGGAUUUGAGCUGGAACAAUCUUUCAGGAAGCAUACCUGAGGAUUUGUCAGGGAUGACAGACUUAGAGACCUUGGAUUUGUCUCGCAACAAGCUCACCGGAAGCAUACCAUCUUCUCUGACCAACUUGAGCUUCCUGUCAAACUUCGAUGUGGCAUACAACAAUCUCGCCGGAGCAGUCCCAACAGGAGGGCAAUUCUCAACCUUCUCAAGCUCUGCGUUCGAAGGCAAUCCAGGCCUGUGCGGCUUCCACUUCUCCCCUUGCUCCUCUGCAAAUCCUUCACCACCACGAAGCAGGCGACACGGCAGAAGUGCUGCCUUAGGCAUGGCGAUCGGAAUCGGAGUUGCGACAGCUUCUCUCCUCGUAGUUGCUUAUUUCAUCCUACUGCGAGCUCGACCGAGAGGACGCGAAGACAACGCCAAGGUGGUCGCUCAUGCAGAUGAAUUCUCCGACCCCGCCGGUUGCAGACUAGUGCUGCUGUUCCAGAACAAGGACAACCGGGAGCUCAGCAUCGACGACAUCCUGAGAUCCACCGACAACUUCGAUCAAGCUCACAUCGUCGGCUGCGGAGGGUUCGCACUGGUCUACGGAGCAACUCUGCCGGACGGAAGAAAGGUUGCCAUCAAGAGGCUUUCCGGCGACUACUGUCAGAUGGAGAAGGAGUUCCAGGCCGAGGUGGAAACCCUCUCCAGAGUUCAGCACGAGAACCUUGUUCCGCUGCAGGGGUACUGCAGGGUGGGCAACGACAGGCUCCUCAUCUACUCCUACAUGGAGAAUGGCAGCUUGGACUUCUGGCUCCAUGAGAAACUACAUGAAGGCAACUCAACGCUGGACUGGGGAAGACGACUUCGGAUCGCUCGAGGCGCAGCCAGGGGAUUGGCGUACUUGCACCAAUCCUGCGAGCCCCAUAUACUACACCGCGACAUCAAAUCUAGCAACAUCCUCCUCGACCAUGAAUUCGAAGCUCAUUUAGCAGAUUUCGGCCUUGCGAGGCUGAUCCUUCCUUACAAGACUCAUGUGACGACAGACCUGGUCGGGACUCUGGGAUACAUUCCCCCGGAGUACGGGCAGUCCUCUGUUGCUACCUUCAAGGGCGAUGUCUACAGCUUCGGUGUGGUUCUCCUGGAGCUGCUCACCGGAAGGAGGCCGGUGGACAUGUGCAGACCAAAAGCCCACAGGAACGUGGUGUCAUGGGUGCUUCAGAUGAAGAACGAGAAGAGGGAGAUUGAGGUCUUUGAUCCUUCCGUAUGCAGCAAGCAGCAUGACAGAGAGGCAAUGAGGAUGCUUGAGAUUGCAUGCCUUUGCGUCAGUGAUUCUCCAAAGCUGAGGCCGUCGACCGGUGACUUAGUUGCAUGGCUGGAAGAAAUUGGCCAUGAUGAGAAUUGACUGAAGAGAAAGAGAGAGAUGGAAUACCUUCACUGGCGGUGAGCUCACUACAGACUAAUAGACACUGUAAAGCUUUAGAUC
This is a messenger RNA of Musa acuminata subsp. malaccensis (wild Malaysian banana), 3853 nucleotides long. Its product is annotated as phytosulfokine receptor 1-like. Lineage: Eukaryota; Viridiplantae; Streptophyta; Magnoliopsida; Zingiberales; Musaceae. Gene Ontology annotation, biological process: protein phosphorylation. The record is from RefSeq and is a predicted model, not a curated record. Gene Ontology annotation, molecular function: ATP binding; protein binding; protein kinase activity.